Molecule: messenger RNA, 6945 nt
Organism: Scleropages formosus (Asian bonytongue)
Lineage: Eukaryota; Metazoa; Chordata; Actinopteri; Osteoglossiformes; Osteoglossidae
Product: signal-induced proliferation-associated 1-like protein 2
Exons: 22
Coding region: 700-5745 (1681 amino acids)
Biological process (GO): regulation of small GTPase mediated signal transduction
Cellular component (GO): cytoplasm
Molecular function (GO): GTPase activator activity; protein binding
Source: RefSeq, a predicted model, not a curated record
CAGAGCGCGAGGCAGAGCAGGGCUCAGUGAGGCAGGGUGAGUGCUGGUGCUGAUGGGGAUCGCACACUGAGAGUGUGACACACGUACGAUACACACGCGCACGCACACGGACACGGACACGUACUGGCACACUCAGUGACACAGUCGGAGCGCCGCGGACGUCGCGAGGCCCCCUUUUUUCUCGGAAUAAUGCGAGUUUCUUCAUGGCUGUCGGAGGAGCAGGGUUGUUCACACGGGGUGGGCGCUGACCCAUGAGACACCAGCACCCCUAGAUGUCGUCGAUGCAGAUCCAGCAGCAGAAACGGAGAGAUGAUGAAGUGGGUAUCUGGUCACUGUCAAAGGAAACCACAGCAAGAGGACAGCUGAAAUUGAGAAAGACACCUUGCCGUAUCCAGCUUUCUCGGCUGUUGUGCUGAGUUAGCUGUGGACUGUGAAAUGAAUACACCCUCCUCUGUGCCUCAUCGCUCCUUGGACACCCGCUGCUGUCCUUGACAGACAAGUGCUCUGUCAGUCACUGCACAAGAACCUUCCUGUGAAUGAUGGACUUGUGAUAAUGGUGGCUCCUUGACAGGGGCAUUUUUGCUGCUGUAUCCAGAUAGCAAGUGGCCCUAUUCUCCAGAGACACUGAUAAAUGACUGAUGACUCAGUAAUGGAGACGGGUCUUGAACUGUUGCUUGAUGCAGCUUUGACACACAGGAUAUGAGCGACCCUUGUCCAAAGACAGGUGACAGAGUUAAUCCGGCCAACGUUUUCAGAGGGUUCCAGGACUCCUCGAAAAACAUGCAGUCUGAUGAGUUGUUCAGUAAGAAACUGAAGGCCUUGAAUGGGAACAUGGGACCUCCUAAAGCCACUAUUAAAGUGAAGAGUGAUAGUGGGGGUAAAACCAACGGGACGCCACCUAUGCCUAAGAUGGGGGUCCGAGCAAGGGUUUCUGAGUGGCCACCGAAGAGAGAAGGCUGGGAGGGCCGACCGCCCCCCAACUACGAAAGUGUAGUAAAGGGGUUCAACAAUGGACAGUCGGAACAAAGUGGGGACACACAUGAACAAGGUGAGGAGGUCCCUGUAGACUCCUAUGAGAUCCCCAAUACCAAAUACUCACUGAGCGACUUUCUGAACCGCUCGCCCCUCAAGGGGCUCCACCCAAUCCGGCAGAGAAGCAACAGCGAUGUCACCAUCAGCGACAUUGAUGCAGAGGACAUUCUGGACCAGAACGCCGUGAACCCUAACACAGGGGCCUCCUUGCACCGAGAGUAUGGCAGCACAUCAUCUAUCGAUCGGCAGGGUCUGUCCAGUGAGGGGUUCUUCACCAUGCUAAGAGGUUACCGAGUUGACACCCUAGACCACCGCAGUGUGCCCCCAGUAGGCUUUCCCGAACUGCUCAGAUAUGACACCACCAUUUCCCCGAGCCUCCAGACUGCUGCCCAGAUUGCUCGUGGGGAGAUUGUGCGCAUCUCAGGCUUUGACUACGUGGACAGCUCCCUCCUCUAUAGCCGAGAACGAGAGAAGUCAUUCAUUCGUCGGUUCAAGUCUGAAACAUCGGAGACCUCUUUGUUUAGGAAGCUUCGGACUAUCAAGAGCGAGCACGAUGGACUCCGCCUGUCAACUGAGCAGGAGGACCGCCGAUCUGCUAGCUUCCAAAAGUGCUUUGCCCACUACGAUGUGCAGAGCAUCCUGUUCAACAUCUGUGAAGCAGUGGCCAACCGAGCCAACCUGGGCAAGCGGAAGAACACGACCACCGGGGCUUCAGCAGCCUCACAGCACCAGACUCCGGGCAGCACCCCCAUCUUGGAGUCCCCUCUGGGCAGCCAGGAGGACCUCAACCUCAAAGAGAACUUGGACACUGAUGAGGGGGAUGGGAAGAGUAAUGACUUGGUGCUCACCUGCCCCUACUUCCGUAAUGAGAUUGGUGGUGAGGGCGAGAGAAGAAUCUCACUCUCUAGGGCCAACUCAACCAACUAUAGCACAGGGGAGAGCUGUUCCUUCGAAUCCUCGCUCAGCUCUCACUGCACCAACGCUGGUGUCUCCGUUCUGGAGGUUCCCCGGGAGAGUCAACCCAUACACCGGGAGAAGGUGAAGCGCUACAUCAUUGAGCACAUUGACCUGGGAGCGUACUACUACCACAAGUACUUCUACGGGAAAGAGCAUCAGAACUACUUUGGGGUGGACGAGAACUUGGGCCCCGUGGCUGUCAGCAUUCGCAGGGAGAAACUGGACGAAGGGAAGGACAAGGAGGGGCUGCAGUACAACUACCGCGUCAUUUUCAGGACGAGCGAGCUCACUACCCUGCGAGGGGCCAUCCUGGAGGAUGCCGUGCCCUCCACGGCCCGGCAUGGCACGGCACGAGGCCUCCCCUUGAAAGAGGUGCUGGAGUAUGUAGUUCCGGAGCUCAACAUCCAGUGCCUAAGGCUGGCUCUCAAUUCGCCCAAGGUCCCAGAGCAGCUUCUCAAGCUGGAUGAGCAAGGGCUGAGCUUCCAGCACAAGGUGGGAAUCCUGUACUGCAAGGCGGGCCAGAGCACGGAGGAGGAGAUGUACAACAACGAGGGUGGCGGGCCAGCCUUUGACGAAUUCCUUGACCUGGUGGGCCAGAGGGUGCGGCUCAAAGGCUUCACCAAGUACAGGGCACAGCUGGACAACAAGACCGAUUCCACUGGUACACACUCCAUGUACACCACCUACAAGGACUACGAGCUCAUGUUCCAUGUGUCCACACUGCUGCCGUAUACCCCCAACAACAGACAGCAGCUUCUGAGGAAAAGACAUAUAGGGAACGACAUCGUCACCAUCGUCUUCCAGGAACCUGGGGCCUUACCCUUCACACCCAAGAGCGUCCGCUCGCACUUCCAGCAUGUGUUCGUCAUUGUGAAGGUCCACAACCCCUGCACUGAGAACGUAUGCUACAGUGUGGCUGUUUCCAGAUCCAAAGAUGUACCCUCCUUUGGCCCCCCCAUCCCCAAGGGUGUGACCUUCCCCAAGUCGGCCGUGUUCAGGGACUUCCUUUUGGCCAAGGUGAUCAACGGUGAGAAUGCGGCUCACAAGUCAGAGAAGUUCCGCGUGAUGGCCACGCGCACGCGGCAGGAGUACCUCAAGGACUUGGCCGAGAACUUUGUAAGCACCACCACCGUGGACUCAGCUGUCAAGUUCAGCUUCAUCACACUUGGAGCCAAGCGGAAGGAGCGGACCAAGCCGCGCCAGGAUGCACACCUCUACAGCGCCGGCGCUGUCACCUGGGCUGUGGUUGCCCGUGACUUUGGGCAGUCCUCAGACAUUGAGUGCCUCCUGGGUAUCUCCAACGAGUUCAUAGUGCUCGUCGAGGAAGAGUCCAAGAACGUGGUGUUCAACUGCUCCUGUCGUGACGUCAUUGGCUGGACCUCAGGGCCAAUGAGCAUCAAGGUUUUCUACGAGCGCGGAGAGUGCGUGAUCUUCUCUGCCCAAGAGAACUGUGGGGAUGAUAUCCGCGAGAUCGUACAGCGGAUGGAGGUCGUGACCCGCGGCUGCGAGACCGUUGAGACCACCCUGAGGCGGAACAGCCUGGGCCAGCUGGGUUUCCAUGUGAACUUUGAGGGCGUCGUGGCCGAUGUGGAGCCCUUCGGCUUCGCCUGGCAGGCGGGGCUGCGCCAGGGUAGCCGUCUCGUGGAGAUCUGCACAGUGGCCGUAGCCACACUGACCCAUGAGCAGAUGAUCGACCUGCUGCGUACCUCCAUCACUGUCAAGGUGGUGAUCAUCCCGCCGUAUGAGGACGGCACACCCCGCAGGGGCUGCUCAGAGCUUUACCGCAUCCCGAUGGUGGAGUACAAGCUGGACAGCGAGGGCACGCCUUGUGAGUACAAGACCCCGUUCCGGCGGAACACCACCUGGCACCGUGUGCCCGCCCCCGGAGGACAGGCCCUGUCACGCGGUUCGCCCACUCAGGGUCCGGACCGGCCGGCAGGACAACCGCUGCUCCCGCAGGCCCAGGUCAUCCCCCGUAGCACCUCCUUCGACAGGAAGCUGCCGGACGGGUCCAGAAUGCAGGAGUCAGAGAGCCCACCAGCGCCCCCUUGCUACAAGGGUGAUCCUGGCCAGCAUUACCGCAGCUCCCCCAGCAACCAGUCGUCAUCCAGUGACCCAGGACCCUCCGGCAGCUGCCAGUCUCCUGUUCUCCAUGAGCGGAUGCCUGAUGGUCCAGGCAGCCUAGGGGACACGGAUGGAUCGAGACAGAGGGAGCCAGCGCUGGAAAGGACCCGGUCCGCCGAGGCCAAGUGGCAUAUCCCAUCCACCAAGAUCCUGAACUCCCUGAAGGAGCACGGCCUACAGAAGGAGAAGGAGUCGGGGAAGGACUCCCCCAGCAAGAUGUCACGUAUUGGAGACAGGAACUGCUCGAGCCACUCCAGCAGCAACACGCUGUCCAGCAACGCGUCCAGCAACAGCGACGACAAGCACUUCGGCUCUGGGGACCUGAUGGACCCCGAGAUGCUGGGCCUCACCUACAUCAAGGGUGCAUCCACAGACAGCGGCAUCGACACAGCACCCUGCGUACCUCCUGCACCGCCCCUGCUGGCAGGCGUGGGUGGCCCCCGCAGGGUAAUGCACGGCCGGGGGGAGCAGACGCACAGCUGGGGGGCGGAGCACACAGAGGAAGGCUUUGCUUCGGGUGUCACUGCCGGACACAGGGCCGAAGGCAGCAUCGGGGACCUCAGUGAGAUCUCGUCUCACUCCAGCGGCUCCCAUCACUCGGACAGCCCCUCUGCCCGCACCUCCAAGCUCAGUGCCUCGCUAGACUCCUCCAAGGUCUACAUGGUCCCCCACGGAGGGGCAGGGUCUGGGACCGACGCUCACCCCUGCCAGCAGCCCAGCAAGUAUGUGAUUGGCUGGAAGAAGGCAGAAGACAGCCCACCUCCUGUGGAGUCUGAGAGUGAGACGGCACGUAGGCGACUGCACGUGGCCGGUGCCCCUCGCUGGACACAGCCCGCUGGGCGGGCCGAAAAGAUCCAGCAAACGCUCUCCAUGGAUGAGCACCUGAAGGUGAUAAUACCCGACAGCCAGCCUGGGGAUGGCAGCAGGAGGAAGGUGUCUGCUGUCGGUAGCCCGUCCCCGCGCCGCUCGCUCUACCGCACCGUGUCAGACGAGAGCGUGUGCAGCAACCGCAAGCGCUCCUCCUUCUCCAGCUCCCGCAGCUCCAUGCUGGACCCAGCGCUCAAUAGCGACAUCCUCUUUAGCACCACGCCACCCUACCACAGCACCCUCCCCCUACGCGCCUCCCUUGGCCCGGGUGACUCGAACCUGAGGAAUGAGUUCUGGUUCUCUGACGGCUCCCUGGCAGAUAAGGCCAAGCUGGUGGAGCCGGGCCUGAUUCCCCUGCCGGACACCGCCUCCGGCCUGGACUGGUCCCACCUGGUGGAUGCGGCCCGGGCCUUCGAAGAUCAGCGGGUGGCGUCCUUCUGCACUCUGACAGAAACGCAGCGAGCCGAGGCGCUGCAGAUUUCUGAGGAGCUGACCAGACGGGUGGUUGCCGCAGAAGAAGUGACCUUGGAGGCAGGGGACCACUCUCCCACUACCCUCACUGGCAAGGUGAACCAGCUGGAGGUGAUUCUUAGGCAGCUGCAGCACGACCUGCGGAAGGAGAAGGAGGACAAAGCUCUGCUGCAGGUCGAGGUGCAGCACCUGAGACAGGACAAUAUGCGUCUCCAGGAGGAGAGUCAGACGGCUGCCGCCCAGCUGCGCAAGUUCACCGAGUGGUUCUUCAACACCAUUGACAAGAAGCAGUGAGCAACGCCCUCAGAACACCCCUGCAUCUCCCAGCCCCUGGGGCAAGGGGGCUGAAAGCACAUCGUCGUGAAGAAGCACCAUGUGACAAACUCUUCAGAUGCGGAAUGUAAAAAAAAAAAAGAAACAAAAGAAGUUCCAAGACUACUGCCUAUUUACUCAGUGUUUACUCAGUUGUUCUGUGUGCGGCAUCUGGAUAUGCCAGGGGUGGGUGUUCGGGGAGCACGAGAGACAGACGAGAAGGUGGGCUCACGUGGGAAAUGCACAAGGGAGAACGUAAAGGAUUUCUCAAGGUCAAACCCGGGCUCACGGAAGCUGGAACUGACAAAAGUGGGGAACACCAGAGGAGAAAAUGAAUGUAACUCAUUUCAUACCUUUUUUUUGUUGCCAGAGGCACCUCUCUCAGAUCCAGGAAGCACAGCGUCCUCCACGCGAAGUUAAACACGUGACUCAAUUUCUUUCCUUUAGUGCUGUAACAUAAAACCACGACCAGAUGGUCAGUUUGACGCUCGUUUCCGUACGUAGUUUAUGUCCACUGUCGCCUUGUCCUAGCAAUAAUAAAUUUAGUUGAUAGUCACAGAACUGUGUUGAGGGAUUAGCACUAACGUCAUGAUGCUGUGGUAUUAGAUAUAUUUAUUUUACAGGAGCAGACUGUGUCUGAUGUUAACAGUAUAUGACUCUUUUGUUCUUUCUCGGAAAACAAUGCCUUUUUUCGGGGCUGGCGAGGAUAACAACCCGCCGUGCGCUGUAGGUCGUCGCAGCGGAACUAUUCUCACGCUGUCAUCGCAGACCUUCAGGUGGGCCAGCAAACCACUGUCACGUUGCCAAAAGUGUGUGUCUCUGUACAGACCCUCAGAAGAAGUGUCUUGUAUUUAACACCGUUAUUUAAGCUUAUUUAACCUAAAAAUUGUUUAUUUUGGUAAGAGUAUUUGUCUCAUUUUUUUCUGCACUAAGAUAAAAUGCUCUGUGUGAGCUAAUACGGUGUGUAGCUGCCCGGGGCUAUAAAUAUAUAAAAUAUAUAUAAAUAAAUAUAUAUAUAUAUAUAUAUAUAAAGGUAGUUUUUUUUGGAAACUCCAACAUUUGGAUGCUGCUAGAGAACAGUAUGUUUGUUUGUAUGCUUUUACAAAUGUCUUUCUUGGUAAAACUGUUUAUUUUAAGACGGGACCUUGUUUGUUUGUUUUUUCAAAAAAAAGAAUAAACGUA